UAUUCUGACAUGAUCUCUAUUUGUCGACGAGACUUGGACCUCGAUAUCUAUGGGACGGCAGUAACAAGCGAGCUAUAACAGGUGCUCGUUAGCAGCAGGUAUGUAGUUCUUGUCCUUUGGUUUCGGAGUUGAUGUUGAAGUGCCGUUUGCGCGCAUAAAAAACUACAGACCGAGGACCUGAGGAAGGGGCAGCAUUUUUCUCGUUCACUCCGACCUGGCGUCCGAAUAGUCCGAAUAGAAGAAGCACAGCGUCGUUUACAAGCAUCAACAGCCCCGCACUAUGUCAAAUGUCACUCGCACUGGGGACAGGGUGCUCUACUCUCUCGAGGGCAAGACCCUGAAGCUCGACACUGCUGAAGAUGCUAAGCAGUACGCCGACGAGAUCCGGGGGGUGGAAGGUCUCACGGAAAUCAAACUAAGUGGAAACACUUUCGGAGUGGAGGCUGGUCGGGCUAUUGCGCUGGCGCUGAAGGAUCAGCAUGCUUUGAAGGUCGCAGGUUUGGCGGACAUGUUCACCAGUCGUCUGAGAAACGAAAUUCCCCUCGUCUUGGACGCCCUGGUGGAGGCCCUCGAGGACAAGAAAAACCUGGUGGAACUCGACCUGUCGGACAAUGCCUUCGGACCGGCUGGGGCUGAGCCUCUGCAACGGCUGCUGAUCAACAACCGUAACAUCCAGAUUCUUCGAUUCUACAACAACGGCCUGGGCAUAGAAGGAGCGCGGCUAGUCUCUGCUGCAUUGGUCAAAGCGGCCGAGAAGAACAAACAGGAAGGUCGACCAUCAUCCUUGCGCGUGAUCUACAUCGGGCGCAACCGUAUGGAGAGCAAGGGUGUAGAGCACCUUUGCAAAGCCUUCGAAGCCCACGGAGAGAGUCUGCGCGAAAUUCGCAUGCCGCAAAACAGCAUCCGCCCAGAAGGCAUCACAGCGUUGAUGACUGCCCUCGCAUCGUGCAAGAACCUCGAACAUUUGGAUUUGCAGGACAACACGUUUACGGAGGGGGGUUCGGACGCGAUUGCCAAGGUGCUGCCCACAUGGACGAACCUCAAAGUGCUCCACAUCGGCGAUUGUCUUUUGGGUGAGAAGGGUGCCAAGAAGGUCUUGCGGGCGUUGACACCCGGACACUCUGCGCUUGAGAAGCUCCACCUGGCAUUCAACGAGAUCGACCCGGAGGGCGCUGGUCUAAUUCCCACGCUGUUGUCGAAUAAGAAGAACCUGACGCUACUCGAGCUGAACGGGAAUGCGUUCGAUCCAGAAGGCGAUGCUGUGCGGGACAUCAAGCGCGCCCUGCUUGAGCUUGGACAGGAGGGUGCGUUAGAUGAGUUAGAUGAGAUGGAAUGGGACGAGGAGGAGGAGGAGGAGGAGGAGGAGGAGGAAGCAGAUGCCAGCGGCAAGGAGGAGGAGGAGGAUGCAGACGUUGAUGCACUCACGGCUGCCACUGCCAAGCUCAACGUAUGAUAUUCGAGCGUAUCUCAUAGUUUACCUAGUACUUUACCUAUGCCAUCAACGAUAGAUUUGUACUCUUUUAGACUCUGUCAAUAUUUUAUUUCCGAAGACUGAAUGCGUAAUAGUGUAACUGCCUGGCUAACUGAAGCAGAGGGAACAGACAGUGAUAUUGGGAUAUACGCCAGGUUCAGUGACGGGAGUGCAUGAUAUGUGCAUCCUCAUUCC
Molecule: messenger RNA, 1666 nt
Organism: Fimicolochytrium jonesii
Lineage: Eukaryota; Fungi; Chytridiomycota; Chytridiomycetes; Spizellomycetales; Powellomycetaceae
Exons: 3
Coding region: 281-1453 (390 amino acids)
Biological process (GO): nucleocytoplasmic transport; activation of GTPase activity
Cellular component (GO): perinuclear region of cytoplasm; nucleus; cytosol
Molecular function (GO): small GTPase binding; GTPase activator activity
Source: RefSeq, a predicted model, not a curated record